This is a messenger RNA of Sabethes cyaneus, 572 nucleotides long. RefSeq lists its product as uncharacterized. The record is from RefSeq and is a predicted model, not a curated record. The coding region runs from base 110 to 538 and encodes 142 amino acids. Lineage: Eukaryota; Metazoa; Arthropoda; Insecta; Diptera; Culicidae. The transcript is spliced from 3 exons.
UUUGGAAACUGCAAAAAUAAACAAAACAACGCACGAAGUUCGUACCCUUCGUAACUAUUAUUAGUGUGAAAAGCGUUUAGUAAAUACUAGUAAUUUUUAAUUAAAAGCCAUGUCAAAAACGCUAGCAAGAAAAGCUCUAGCUUUGGCAGAAGAGGGACUAGAAUUAUCAAGCAAGAAGAAAUCCGUACAAUCAAGUAAUUCAAAAGAUAGUGAUUUAACGACACUACAUAAAAAACCUAUUAAACAUGGUGAUAAGUGGAAGUCCAAACCAAAACGUGUCGAAAGGUUAACCGUUGUGGAAGCGCGUAAGCAACUACGAAAUGUUAAAGACAGCACAGACGAAAAUAUUAAAAAAUUGUUGCUCUUGAGCUCGGCAAAUAUUGGACAUCAGGCAACUGGCAAGCUGGUUAAACGUGCACAGACCGGCCGGUACGUUGUUAAGGCGAAAGAACUUGUUCCGAAAAAGAAUAAAAAAGAAAGUGUAUUCAGCGAAGAAGAUUUUGCUAAAUUCGAAGAGGAAUUGAAAAAGUUAGGAUAAGCAUAAUAAUAAUUCUUUGUAUAAAAUUUCAAAC